UCCAGUAAAUGUUGUUUAUCAGAGGCAGAUUAAACUGCGCAAUACUUCCGUAUUAAACACGGGAAACAAGGAAGACGCGGUCUCAAUUUAUACCAGCAAGUAAACAUUCUGAUCGCGAUGGACGGCAGCAGCAGCAGCACCAUCACCAAGGUGAACGGCAUGGUGGUGGUCACGCAGGUGUUCCCCGGACCAGAUACCCGGGAGGCAGGGACACCUGGCCCGGGGAGGAGCGCCCCGCACCCGCCGGACUCCCCGGUCUACAACCCCGUCAAAGUGUCCGAGAUGACGGCCACCUUCCUCCGAGGCCAGCCGCAGUUCCUCGGGAUUGCACAGAUGUUCAUUGGCGCGGUGUGUGUGUGCAGCGGUCUGAUUGGCUUCCUGGAUCCCAGCCAGAUCCUGUCGCUGCCCCUCCUCGCCAGUAUCAUUUUUUUCGUGUCCGGAGCAGUCGCUGUCGCCGCCAGGAGAGGAACCAACGCCAGCCGGAUCAGAGCCACCCUGGGGCUGCACGUCCUGAGCGCCCUGGUGGCCCUGGCCGCCAUGGUGUACGUGCCCUGGCUGCUGGCCACCCAGGCCUUCAAGACCCAGAUCUGCCCUGAGGUCGGCCCCAAGGACAUGUGUAUGAUGAUGCUUUGGUCCAUGCAGACUGUUCUGAAUGGCGUGUGGAUCAUGACUCUGGUCCUGGCCGUGGCUGAGUUCUCCGUGGCCGUGUCUCUCUGCGUGUUCUCCGUCCAAGCUCUGAGGAGCAGCAAGCCCUACCAGGUGGAGGUGGCGACGGGCGACUACUCCCCCAAGUCUGAGAGUGACGUGAGCUUAUUGGGCCCUGAUGGGAUGGACCCUCCGAGCGCCUGAGCCUCCGGGAACCCCCCCCCCCCCUCACUGAGGCUUCAGCACUGUAGUCGCAUAACCGCAGCCAUGUUCCCUAGCCAUGAUUCACAGGGGCGUGUGUAUUACAGACACUACAGUAAUGGCCUCUACGGUAAUCAAUGGAGCAGUUUGUCUGUUUCUCUCUCUCUCACUUCUCUCUCUGCCACCCUGUCUGCCUUCCUCGUAAAACAAGAAAGUUCCAAGUGAUUGCAUUCUAUAUUAUCCAAUAAAACGUUUAUUA
This is a messenger RNA of Gadus chalcogrammus (walleye pollock), 1105 nucleotides long. Its product is annotated as membrane-spanning 4-domains subfamily A member 4A. Lineage: Eukaryota; Metazoa; Chordata; Actinopteri; Gadiformes; Gadidae. The record is from RefSeq and is a predicted model, not a curated record. The coding region runs from base 118 to 849 and encodes 243 amino acids. The transcript is spliced from 7 exons. Gene Ontology annotation, cellular component: membrane.